AUGAACAGAUUGAAUGGAAGCAAGUCUGGAUUAGAGGAUGAUGGAAAAGGUGAAAUAGAUAGCAUUAAUGAAAUAAAAGAGUAUAAUGAGACAAGUGAACAUAGUGUGCAUAAUGGCUCGUGGGAGGAAAUUGAGGUAAAUAUAGUGAGGGAGAAAAAUACACAGAAGGAUGAGGAUGAACAAAUUGGGAAAAAUGAAGCCCCUGGUCAAGCUAGGAUAAAUGAGUCUAGCGAACAACAAGGACAUCAAGAACAAGAGAUAACGCUGAAUCAUUCUUGCAAGCAUACCGAGGACGAUAUGGAAAAGGAUGACACGAGUUUAUAUGGAAAUGUAGAAUUGAAACAAAGUCGUGAAACAGUCAACAUCAUCAACGAAUGUACAGAAGAAAAAAAUGAAAAAAGCAGUAAUAAAUCCUCAACAUACCUUGAAGAUGAUAAAAGAAAAAAAAAAAAGGAUAUGAUUUCUAUUACUUAUAACGACAACCCUAUUGAUAAGAAGUUAACUUAUAGUGUAAAAGGAAAAAAACCCAAAAGUGGAGGAGAAAAAAUGAUACCUAAAUUUUUUGGAUUAGACCAUUUACAUAAUGACAUGAAUAAAGAAGAAAUGAAUACGAGCAAGCAUAAAAAAAUAACAAAAGAAAAUUUAAAAUUAGAUAUGCGAGAUUUCUUUUUUACCUCACAAGAGAAGGAUGUUUAUGAAUAUGUGCCAGAAACAUCUAAUUAUGCCAUAUGCCAUAAUGAUGCAAAUGAAUUAUAUAAAGAUGUAGUAACUAUGAAUAAGCAUUUUUUAGAUGAAAUAAAUGUUAAUAUAUAUUCGUCACCACUAGACACCUACUUAUCAAGCAUGUUAGCUGUAUCAGAUGGUCCAAAACAAAGGGAUACAAAUUCUUUAUUUCGAAAAAGUUCAAAAAAUGAAAAUAAUAAAAAUGAUUUAUCAGAUGAAAAAAAUAAACUGAAACAAUGCGACAUAUUAGAUGAAAAUUCUAUAAACAAACCAUUAUAUUCAUAUGAGUUCUAUAAAAAUAAAAUCUUCAAACAUUAUCACAAUAAUGGUCUAGUCAUCGAAAUAGAUCCCACAAAAUUAAAAUACAAUAAUUCUACUCACUUUGAAUAUGAUAAAAACAUGUCUACCUAUUUAAAUGACCCUUUAAGUUAUCUACAAAAAUUAAAGUGUGAAGUAGAAGAUAUAACUUCCUAUAUUAACGACUUAGCAAAUACUAAAACAGAACAAUUCGAUCAGAAUAAUCCAAAUGAUAAAUUAAAUGAAGAUAUGAUUGAACAUGAACAAAUUGUAAAGCAAAUUCUACAUAACAGAGAACCACCUGAAGUAUUGAUGGAAUUAUUUUCCCUGAAAAAUGAUAUUGACAACAUGUUAAAUGAUGAUGCUUUGAAAAAAUUGCUUAAAUCAGAAAAGAUGGAAAAAAAAAAACCCAAUCAGGAAAGCAUAGCCCCCAACGGUUUCUCCAAAGAUGUGAAAACUAUCCUUGAACAGUUACAAAAUUGGGACGAUGUUAAUGUGAAAAGAGAAGAAGAAGAAGAAGAAGAAGAAGAAGAAGAAAAAAAAAAAAAACAGAAAGACAAAGGAAAGGAUAAAAAGGUGAAUGAACUGAUUAACCAAAGGAGUGGAAAAGGCACACAUGAAGAUUUAUUUCCAAAACAACUCAAUAUUUAUACCCUGAAUAGUAGAAAAGAGAAAGAAGUCCAAACAUCUGAUUUACUGAUUCUGGAGAGAAAAAUUGCAAAUAUUGAAAAAGUUUUAGGAAUAGAUAAAAUGGUUAUGCUUCCAUAUGAUGACAUGAAUCAUGCUAUUAUCGAUUUAUAUAGUAAACUAAGUCUACUAGAUUCUAAUAAAUUAGAAAGUGUAAAAAAAAAAAUGCAAAAUCUUCAGUCAGAAUUUUUAAAUUUGAAAAAAUUUAAAAAAGAUCUUUUAAAUAUUUCGAAAGAACGAGGAAAUUACGAAGAAUCUAUUGAUGAAAUUUUUAAAAUUCUAGACAUGUGGAAAAAGACACAUCAUAUAAUUCCAAACGUGUUAGCUAGACUUUAUCAAUUGAAAAAGGUGCACGAUAAUGUCCAAUCCUUUUCUUCCAGGCUCGAUGAUUUGGAAAAACAACAGAUGAAGUUAGACGAAACUAUAAGUCUAGCUGAGCAGAAUAUAAAAUUAAUAAAUUUUAAGAUUAACGAAAAUAUAAAUUUCCUUCAAGAUACGUUAAAAAAGAUGGAAUUCAACGUAGUCCCCCAUAAUGAAUAA
Molecule: messenger RNA, 2247 nt
Organism: Plasmodium gonderi
Lineage: Eukaryota; Apicomplexa; Aconoidasida; Haemosporida; Plasmodiidae
Product: dynactin subunit 2
Exons: 2
Coding region: 1-2247 (748 amino acids)
Biological process (GO): mitotic spindle organization
Cellular component (GO): cytoplasm; dynactin complex
Source: RefSeq, a predicted model, not a curated record